Messenger RNA from Ctenocephalides felis (cat flea), 857 nucleotides. It is a transcript of the gene Nacalpha, whose product is annotated as nascent polypeptide-associated complex subunit alpha. The record is from RefSeq and is a predicted model, not a curated record. NCBI's taxonomy places the organism in Eukaryota, Metazoa, Arthropoda, Insecta, Siphonaptera, Pulicidae. Gene Ontology annotation, biological process: protein targeting to membrane. The coding region runs from base 170 to 790 and encodes 206 amino acids. The transcript has 2 exons. Gene Ontology annotation, cellular component: cytoplasm; nascent polypeptide-associated complex.
CUUCUGAAGUAGUAGAACGCCGGUCAUCUUGUCUCCAUGUAAAGUGAUUCUCUUCGGUUUGCGACCAUUAAUAACCUCGGCGUUAACUAAAGUCCGUCGAAUUUUGCACGUGUUUCUAACAACAAUUAAUAAGUGAAUAGUAUUAAUCUAAUUACUAAUUACACACAAAAUGCCUGAACUUACUGAAUUAGAAAAACCAACCGCCAGCGCCGCUGAGACUCACGAGGACUCUGGCAGUGAAUCGGACUCAGAUGACACUAUCCCAGAGCUUGAAGAUGCAGGAAUUGGUGCCGUUCCAGGGGGUGCCGGUCUCCCCAUUGAUAUGGUCUCAAAAGCCAAACAAUCGCGCGGUGAGAAGAAAGCACGUAAAAUUAUGUCCAAGUUGGGUCUUAAGCCCAUCCAGGGUGUGAAUCGAGUGACUAUUCGCAAGAGUAAAAAUAUUCUCUUUGUAAUCAACAACCCUGAUGUAUUCAAGAAUCCUCACAGUGAUACUUAUAUUAUAUUCGGAGAGGCUAAAAUAGAAGAUCUUUCUCAGCAAGCCCAAGUUGCUGCUGCUGAGAAAUUCAAAGUGCCCGAAGUGUCUCCUGCUGGAGGAGAUGCUUCUGGUGCACCUACAGUUGUCGCACCCAUAGCUGAAGAAGACGAGGGAGAAAUUGAUGAGUCUGGAGUAGAAGAAAAAGACAUUGAGCUUGUUAUGUCACAAGCCAAUGUUCCAAGGCAGAAAGCCAUUAGGGCACUGAAAAAUAAUCAAAAUGAUAUUGUUAAUGCUAUAAUGGAAUUGACAAUGUGAUGUUCCAAUAUUAAUGAUUAAAAUAUCAUAAUUUGUUUUAUAUCUAUAAUGUCCUUAUCAAUAAAUU